GCCGCGGCCCGCGCCCCCGCCCCACCGGCCCUCGAGCCCCGCCUGGCGGCCGCCGGCGCAUCUAACCGAUGACCCGAGUGGACUGCUUGCCCCGCCCCGCCUCGCCUCCUGGCCGGCCCCCCGCAGACCCCCGGGAGGGCCUGUCUCCCCGACUCUCCAGCGCUGGCCCCGAGCGUCUCUGCUGGAAUGCGGAGGGACUCCCCCGGGAAAGCCCCCGUCCGAAACCUGCGGCCGGAGGCGUAGGUUGCCGACCGGCCGCUCUGGAGACCCCCGCCCAGAGACCUCCGCUGGCCGGACUCCCCAAGAUCUUUUCUCGCCCAGACCGCUUACCUGGCGCGCGUUCACUGGCCCCCGUACGGGAGAGCAUGGCUGUGACCGCGGGAGCGCCCCUCGGUCCUGGCCCUCCGCCCCGGUUGCUGCGCGCUCCAACCGCAGCGCCGCGCGGUUCUGGAGGACGCCGCUUCGGCAGCACGGUUUAGCGGGGUGACCGUAGAGACAGAGGGUGCUUCAUUCUCUGGAAAUAAAAGUUGGAAAGGAUAUGACCCCCCGCCCUUGAGGAACCUGACCGUGUUCAUGGCAGGGCGUGUUAGGAACACCAGUCACGUUGGAUUAGGGCCCACCCUUAAGGCCUCAUUACAACCUACGGUCUCUUAGAAGACCCUGUCUCCACAUACGCUUACAUUCUGAGGUGCUGGGGGUUAGGACUUCGACCUAGGAAUCGCAGGGGACAGUCCAGCCCAUGACCGAAGGCUUAAUGGAGGAAAUGGCCUUGAGCUGAGCUUUGAAGGGUGAGCCCGAGCAUGGAGGGGCUGCUGCAUUACAUCAACCCAGCCCACGCCAUCUCUCUCCUGAGCGCCCUCAACGAGGAGCGCCUCAAAGGGCAGCUGUGCGACGUGCUCCUGAUCGUGGGGGACCAGAAGUUCCGCGCGCAUAAGAAUGUCCUGGCUGCCAGCAGUGAGUACUUCCAGAGCUUAUUCACAAAUCAGGAGAACGAGUCACAAACUGUGUUCCAGCUGGACUUCUGUGAGCCAGAUGCUUUUGACAAUGUGCUGAACUACAUCUAUUCUUCGUCUUUAUUUGUGGAGAAAGGCAGCCUUGCUGCUGUGCAGGAACUAGGCUACAGCCUGGGCAUCUCCUUUCUGACCAACAUCGCUUCUAAGACGCCCCAGGCCCCCUUUCCAACGUGUCCCAACAGAAAGAAGCCCUUCGCAGAAGACGAUGAGAACAGUUCUCAGAAGAGAAGCGUCAUCGUUUGUCAAGGUAGAAACGAGGCCCAGGGGAAAACCGUGAGUCAGAAUCCAGCCGACCUCGGCCACCCGCCCCGGCCCUCGCCCGGCCUCGCCGUCCAGGCCAACGCCAGUAAGGCCCCCGGUCCCAAGCCCACGGAGCCAGCGCACCACGUGGCGGCAGCUGAGAAGAGUCGGCCGAAAGAUGGCCCCGCGGGCCUCGCGAGGCCCCCCGAGCUCGCCGGGCCGUCGGAGGAGCCGAGCCGAGGCGGCCUGGCCAAGCGGGGCGCGGCGCCGCCUUCCAAGCCCCCGCAGGAGCGGGCGGCCGCGGACGAGAGGCCGGGCGCCGGCGCGCCGCCGCCCAGAGGCGCGGCCGUGGAGCUGGCGCUGCGGAGCCCGCGGCCGCCCGUGCUGUCUCUGCGCGGCGCCCCGGAGACGCCCUUCCUGCUGAAGGAGGCGGGCCGGGGCGGCGGGCCGGGCGAGGACAGGAACCUGCUCUACUACUCCAGGCUGGGGCUGGUGAUCCCGGCCGGGGGGCCGGCGCCCGGGGGCCAGGGCGUGGACAGGAGCGGCCCGCUCGUCAAGAGCCUCCUCCGCCGCUCGCUGUCCAUGGACAGCCAGGUCCCCGUCUUCGCGCCCGCCGCCGACCUGCCGCCCCCGCCGGGCUCGGGCGACGCGGCGGGGCGCGCGCUCGGCGCCUUCUCUCAGGGGCCGUCCUCCAGGGACGCGAGCGAGGCGGCCGCCCCCGACGCCCGGGCGCCGGCCCCGCAGCCGCACCGCCUCAGGUCCUUCAGCGCCUCUCAGCCGGCGGAGCGGCCGGGGGCGGCCCCCGGGCCCGAGGUGCGGGUCAAGGCCGAGCCGCGCAGCCCCCCGGAGCCCGGCGACAUCAUCCGCGUCACCGUGGGGGACGCCGCGGCCGCCACGAGGGACCUGGUCCCGCAGGCGGACGACGACCGGCAAGACGCGAGCCGACUCCCGGCCAAGAGGCGGUUCCAGGCGGACAGGAGGCUGCCGGCCAAGCAGCCGAAGGCCGAGGGCCGGGGCUCGCCGGGCGCGGGAGACCCCCGUGCGGAGCGCUCGAGCCCGCCUCUCCUCGAGGCCGCCUUCCCGGCUUCUGACUUGAGCAAGGACGAAUUCGGCGAGCUGGAGGGAGCGAGACCAAACAAAAAAUUUAGAUGCAGACACUGCCUUAAGAUCUUUAGAUCCACGGCCGGCCUUCACCGGCACGUGAACAUGUACCACAACCCCGAGAAGCCCUACGCCUGCGACAUCUGUCACAAGCGCUUUCACACCAACUUCAAAGUGUGGACGCACUGCCAGACGCAGCACGGCAUCGUGAAGAACCCGUCCCCGGCCGCCAGCUCGCACGCCGUUUUGGACGAGAAGUUCCAGAGGAAGCUGAUCGACAUCGUGAGGGAGCGGGAGAUUAAGAAGGCCCUGAUCCUGAAGCUGCGGCGCGGCCGGCCCGGCUUCCAGGGCCCCGGCGGCUCCCCCGCGCAAGCCAUCAAGAGGAGCCUGAGGUCGCGGGCCAAAGGCGCGUACGUGUGCACGGCCUGCGGGAAGGCCUACCGCUUCCUCUCCCAGCUCAAGCAGCACGUGAAGAUGCACCCGGGAGAGAAGGCCCUCGGGGCCGGCAGGGCCGCCAGGCCCAGGGAGCGCGCGGCGCCCGGGGGCCCGGCGGGCGGCGGCUCGGAGCUCUACCUGUGCCGCCUCUGUAACGCCAAGCUCUCUUCUCUCCUAGAGCAGGGGAGCCACGAGCGCCUGUGCCGCACGGCCACCGUGUGCCCCUACUGCAGCCUCAGGUUCUUCUCGCCCGAGCUCAAGCGCGAGCACGAGGGCAAGUGCGAGUACCGCAAGCUGACCUGCCUGGAGUGCAUGCGCACCUUCAAGUCGGCCUUCAGCAUCUGGCGGCACCAGGUGGAGGUGCACAACCAGAACAGCAUGGCCCCGGCCGCGGGCGCCUCCCCGCCCCGGCCCGACCUCAACGGCGAGGCCAGCGGCCCGGCCCGGCCGCAGGCCCUGCCCGAACCCGGCCGGGCCGACCCCGCCGCCGCCGCCGCCGCCGCCGCCGAAGACGACCCCGCGGGCGGCCACGGCCCCGAGCCCGUGAACUUCGACCCGGAAGACUCGCCCUGCCUCCCCGAAGACCUCAGCCUCUCCAGGCCGCUGAAGGUCCAGGUCAAAGAGGAGCCGGCGGAGGGGGCCGAGGAGGAGGCGCCCGAGCCCGGCGCGGCCCCCAAGGACCUGUGGCCGUGCGAGAAGUGCGGCAAGACCUUCCCGGCGCCCAAGCAGCUGGAGCGGCACCAAGAGCUGCUGUGCUCCGUGAAGCCCUUCAUCUGCCACGUCUGCAACAAGGCUUUCCGCACCAACUUCCGGCUCUGGAGUCACUUCCAGUCCCACAUGGCUCAGGCCGCCGAGGACCCGGCGCACAGGGAGCCCGAGGUGGGCCCGGGCCCCGCCGGCUCCCCGUCGCCGCCCCCUCUGCCCCCGCCACUGCCCAAGAUCCAGCCCCUGGAGCCCGACAGCCCCACGGGCUUGCCCGAGAGCCCGGCUCCCAGCGCCGACAAGCUCUUCGCGGCCCGGGAGUCAGACACGCUGUUCUACCACGCGCCACCCCUCUCCGCGAUCACGUUUAAAAGACAGUUUAUGUGCAAGCUCUGCCAUAGGACAUUCAAGACGGCGUUCAGUCUCUGGAGCCACGAGCAAACCCACAGCUAAAAGGCCGCCCGCCUCGCUCCUAGGAGACCGGAGCCCCUCGCCGGAUUUCAGCCUGUGUCGUGAGCUGUGUCAUAAGGAACAAAAUAUCUUUCCGAAAGGAGUGAUAAAGGUUGCAAACUGUCGCCCUUGAAUAUAAGUUUGAGGUGAACUGAUGUUAAUCAGCAAUGUCCUUACUCAACCUAGAAAAACUCCAAAAAACCUUGUGCUUCUGGACCUUACAGUCACAGGAUGACUUGACUUCAUUACUGUUGAAAUUUGUUCUUGGUCGUCUGCAUGGUUCCUCAUUCCAUGGUAUCACUAUAAUCUUUUACUUGAGGUGGUUUGGUUUUUUUUGUUUGUUUUUACUGAUUUGCAAUUAGUGAGACACUGUUCAAGUAUUUCUUCUUUUGAUUCUCUUAAGACGCCUAAGUUCUGGUUAAAUCUCAGCCGUGUUUGUAAGUCCGAAACGUAUCGGAACGAAGUGGAGUAGUUUGCAGUAUUAAGAUCUUAGAAUACUUCAGCAAUAAAAAAGAGAUAAACCUCAACUUUAAUAAGUUAUCCUGACACUUGAUAAAAAUAAAUAUUUGGUAUUUUGUGGUCAUUGAGAACUUUUUUUGGUAUGAAAAUUGUGAGAAGCAUAAAUCAGCAAUAGUAAUACUUAGAUUUUUAUAGAAUAAUGAAAACUCGCUCUUGGGUCAUUUCAUAUAAUUAGUGAUGGACGGCUUGGGAAGUGAAAACAUUAAGAUUUCUGGAAGCCCUCCACGUCGGUUCCAAAGCUUCGGUCGUGGCGGGCAUGGUAAUCGAAAGCGCUCCGUCACGGCUCUGAAUCCAGACCAGCA
This is a messenger RNA of Physeter macrocephalus (sperm whale), 4762 nucleotides long. It is a transcript of the gene ZBTB21, whose product is annotated as zinc finger and BTB domain containing 21. Gene Ontology annotation, cellular component: nucleus. Gene Ontology annotation, molecular function: DNA-binding transcription factor activity, RNA polymerase II-specific; protein binding. The transcript is spliced from 4 exons. Bases 801 to 3944 code for a protein of 1047 amino acids. The record is from RefSeq and is a predicted model, not a curated record. NCBI's taxonomy places the organism in Eukaryota, Metazoa, Chordata, Mammalia, Artiodactyla, Physeteridae. Gene Ontology annotation, biological process: negative regulation of DNA-templated transcription; regulation of transcription by RNA polymerase II.